Messenger RNA from Vigna radiata var. radiata (mung bean), 930 nucleotides. RefSeq names its product non-specific lipid-transfer protein-like protein At2g13820. The record is from RefSeq and is a predicted model, not a curated record. The coding region runs from base 146 to 751 and encodes 201 amino acids. Lineage: Eukaryota; Viridiplantae; Streptophyta; Magnoliopsida; Fabales; Fabaceae. The transcript is spliced from 4 exons.
UCAUUAAUUUCAGCCACCAAAAGUUAGGAAGUUCGUACCCUCUCCUCUAUUUAACUUCAUCUUCUUACCUGUCUCUUCACAUGCCAAAAUUAACCCUUCAAUUUCACCCAAAGCCUGCAAGACCAAAUUACUUCACACCAACAAAAUGAUUCCAACCACUGCCACCGCCGUCACCAUCGCUUUACUCCUUGCACUGGCUUCUUGUGCCACAUCUGCGCCAUCUCCGGCACCGGAAACUGCCGCGGCUCCGGCGCCGGGAGUCGAUAGCUGCUUCUUGGCACUGACAAACAUGUCAGAUUGCCUUACCUUUGUGGAAGAUGGGAGUAAUUUGACACAGCCGGACCAAGGGUGCUGCCCCGGGUUGGCAGAGUUGAUCGAUACCAACCCGAUUUGUUUGUGUGAUUUGCUUGGUAAACCUGACGCCAUUGGAUUAAAGAUUGAUUUGAACAGAGCCUUGAAGCUACCUUCAAUUUGUAAUGUCUCCACUCCUCCUGUUAGCGCCUGUGCAGCUGUGGGAGUCCCGGUGUCCUUGCCUCCAUCAAGUAGUGAAGGUUCUCUUUCACCAGGUAUUGCACCAGAAGCCCCUAGUCCUUCAAAUAAUGCUGCUUCUAGUCCUGGUGGUCCAGCACCUUCUUCAGAUGCUUCUACAAGCCCUACUGGAAGCAUAAAUGGAGUUUCAGCCAUUAAAGCUUCUGCUUUGAGAAACUUCAUUUUUGGCUUGUCUACUCUCUUUGCCUCUUCAUUCUUCUGAUUUUAUACACAUUUAUUCUUCGUGUCAUUAUUUUAGUGGUUGGUUCUUUUAUUUCCUCAUUAUUUGUGUAUUUUGUGAGCCACUUUCACUGAACUUUUUGUUGUAAUUUAAUGCACUCUUCUGAUUAUUACUGUCAUUGUUUGUAGUGAACACCACACUUUAAUGGCUUCUUCCUUGCA